Rotaria sordida is the source of this 432-nucleotide messenger RNA. NCBI's taxonomy places the organism in Eukaryota, Metazoa, Rotifera, Eurotatoria, Philodinida, Philodinidae. The record is from the annotation of a GenBank genome assembly.
AUGAAUCUUCUUCGUACAUGUUAUUUAACAACACGUUUAAGUCAUUCAUUCAUACAUUCUUUUAUUCGUCAAACACAUAUAGAAGCAUCAACAGAACAAUCACCAAUAUGGAUUCAACCAAAAAAUGAACCUAUUGAAACUAAACGUCGUCGUCUUCUUUAUCAAAGUCGAAAACGUGGUAUGCUAGAAAAUGAUCUUUUACUUAGUAAUUUUGCUUCAAUUUAUUUAUCAAAACUGAAUGAAUAUGAUCUUGAUUUAUAUGAUAAAUUAAUAAAUACACCAUCAAAUGAUUGGGAUUUAUAUUAUAUGGCUAUAGGAAGAAUAGAUAUACCUGAAGAAUAUCAACAUCAUAUUAUGGAUUUACUUAAAAAUUUUGUUAAAAAUGAACAAAAACAAACACGUCAUCGACAACCAAAUGUAGUACCUGUUUAA